GUCCGGUAACCACUGCUUCCUGCAUCGCCAUGUCCUCCCAAUCGAGUAUGUAUGUACUCCAAAUUGUUAAUUUCUUUCGAUAACCUGAAGCAUUUUCUUUUUCAUUUUUCCUAAAUAAUAUUCUGUACUGAAAAAUUUAUCUACCGUAGAUGUUUUGGAAAUGAAUGCGUUUGAUACAAUUCGACAGAAAUUAUACUCUGUUGCUGAUAUAGAUAAUAGUGAUAGUUACUUCUUGGUAAUGUCGUAUAGGCUCGUUUGAUACAAACUGUCAUAAUCACGUGAAAUUUAGGCGAAACAGUGCAUAAUAAGAUAUCACUCGUGUAUAAUAUACGUAACUCGAUGUACCACGACUUUUUUUUUUGGUUAGUUUCGUUUGAAAGUACAUACAUGAGAUAGUGUCUUGUAACAUAGCAAUUCACCGAUUGCUAUUUAAAUGUUGAAGUUGUAAUCAGAGCGAAGGAAAACAUCGAAGGUGAUGUCAACGAAAAAGUGACGGUCGAUAAAAACCGACGGGUAAUGUCAAAUCGCACGAUGUGAAAAUUGACAAGUAACAAGGUCUACGCCUAGUUUUCGUGUACCUCUUCGUGGAUUUUUUGACUUUCACUAUGAGUGAUGGGCCAUCAUCGGAAAACGUGGCGGAAAAUAACGCCUCCAUGGCGAACAACGGGGGGGAAUUAUGCUCGCAGAGUUCCAUUGACAAACGUAUUAAAGAUAUGAGUCUGUCUAUCGUGAGUAACAUAACCAAGAAGAUCAGAUUGAAGCUACCGAAUGCCGCUUCCUACCUGAAACGUUUGAUAAGAUUGAAAAAUGGAGGAAAACUCGAAUCUGAGAGGGAAAUGAUCGAUGGCGCUUCUGAAGUAUCCGAAAUCACGGAAAUGUCGAUCAAUGAACAGGAUAUACCGGCAGACAGGGAUUCGGUCGACUGGCCGGAAAGUCAUGUGGUCGAAACAAGGUGGUACGAAACUCCCAGUGACCCUUCGAAUCCUGAAGGACCUUCCACCUCCACCGUGCACACGGACGACAAUACAAGCGAAUACCCGGCGGUCGCUACAGUAGCACAAACUCAACCUGUUCAAACGAUUUCAAAUUCUGUGACCACCACCGAAGCGAUGACUACAAAUGGAGUUUUUGUGAGUGUACUGAACCGCGACGCUGCCGCGGCGAGGAACAUUUUGCAGUUUAGGGAAGCCUUGUCUUCGCAGAUCGGAUCGCAAGCGGAAAGGCUUAGAGAUCAAGAGACUCGAAGCGUUCCGUUGGUCUAUAUUCAGAGUGAAGAUCGUCACGAGCUUUAUCUGCAGAGCACCGUAAACGGUGAAAGUGGAUUUAGUGGAUCGAGUACGAUCGGGAGUGAAAUUAGUAGCAUGUCGGGAAACGAUCAUCUGGAAGUACGUAAUCAGAGAAUAGGACAGGACGUAACGCCGCAGUUUUUCAGCGGCAUGUUAAGUGUAGACAGGGUAAUACGCAAGCCAAUUUGCCGCAACGAUGAUGAACCAACUAUAUACUAACAUUUGCUGUUGAAACCGUAAUUCUCAAUUUGAUAGACUUAAUAAAGAAACAAUCUUUUCUUUUUUUAGU
Messenger RNA from Bombus pascuorum, 1575 nucleotides. RefSeq lists its product as uncharacterized. The record is from RefSeq and is a predicted model, not a curated record. The coding region runs from base 606 to 1505 and encodes 299 amino acids. NCBI's taxonomy places the organism in Eukaryota, Metazoa, Arthropoda, Insecta, Hymenoptera, Apidae. The transcript has 6 exons.